AGGAGUGGAAGUUUCCGCCGGGCUCGGAGAAAGAGGAUCCCACCUGCCGGGUGUGUGUGAACUUACUCCCCACUUUUCUUCGUCCAGUUAUUCGGCGGCCGCGGAUUUUGCGCUCCUUUGGACCAGACGUUCGCAAGCCGAGCAGGCGACUCUCCAGACGGGGUUUGGAAGCAGCCCGGAGACUCAAGAGCAGCAUAAGAAACUCCUGGAGGAACAGGAAGAGCAUGGAUGUUUUGGGAGACAUAGAGCCCACACAGUUUCCCCUUCCAAAGCACAUCUUGGAAGUGUGGGUCAUUGUCCUGAUCAUCCUGGUCACCAUCAUUGUCAUGACAUCCCUGCUCUUGUGCCCGGCGACAGCAGUGAUCAUUUACAGAGUCCGGACACACCCGAUACAUAAUGGAGCCGUGUGAAACUUGCUUCCAUGUCACUAUGUUUGGCUUUGCUUUUGAGAAACACGGGAUAAAAAAGGAUUACAGGGAAACUGUCAGUUUAUCAGGCUUUCUCUGACACCAGGCCAAGCUCUGAGGAGACAAUGGAGGCAUGCCAACAAGAAUAUGACAGCAGCACAGAGACUAUGAUCAUGUGAUGAGGACGUCACAUGUCACCAGAAGUGCCCCAGAAGCCUGGCUGCACAAUACAAACUGUGUCCCUAAUGCUCCACAUCCAGGACUUUAUCUCCCGUUAUGGAAUCAAGUUGGCUGGUUCAGGAUUCCAGAUGGUUCUUGUUUUGGAUUUUUGGUGUGUCCUUUCAUUUGAAAAAUGGUUCUUCAUGUUUACUGGGCAAGCUGUUCCAAAGGACUAAGGAAUUGGCAAAAACAGAUGUCAGAAAGGAAUAAUGAAAUGUAAUCCCAAAAAAACCCUUCUAUGUACAUUCCAGAUGUGGAAACACAACCUGUUUUAUCUAUCCCCUUCAAAUUGAGACAUAGAUAUAGACAUAUUCGGUAAAAACCAUGUGGGGGAAAGCUUUGAUUGCUCCCAGCUGGAAUGUUGGUCAUUCUCUCUUCCCUCCAAGAUCCCUCUAAUCCAAACAGCAGCAGCCGAAAAAGGAUUGGGGGGGGGGUAGAAAUGAGAUGUAGGUAGAUAAGUGAAGUUUGUGGUAUACAGUUACAAAAUGAUAUACUCAUCAUUAAACAUCUAUUUUUAAGGAACCUAAUAAAAUCUAAUACAAAAAAAAAACAGAGGAGGGGAGAAUGAGAUUUGAACAAAGUAAUUUGCUGUCAGGGAACAGUUUAGAAUAAGGUUACCAGGUUUUUCCCAAUGAAUCUGGGGACACUUUUCAACUUCAAUAGGAAUGAUAGGAUUUUGUCAGGGGACUGGUUUGUAAAUCCGGGGACUGUCCCCGAGAAACGGGGACGUCUGGUAACCUUAGUUUAGAAUGUGGCAAUGAAAAAGUGGAGCAAAAGAGACUUUCUUUUGCUGCUGGGUUUGUGAAACUGUGUGCAUCUUGCAAUUCUGUGAAUGGGAUGGGAGGGCCUUUCCUAGUUGUACUGAAGGAAUGGCAACUAGGGCAUAAACUUGUAAAGACUGGGGAUCUUUGCAGCUGUGAUGUGAUAAAAGUAGUUUGGCUGUUCCAUCCAUCCCCCUGUUUCGCACGCACCCCCAGGCAACUGUCCAUUAAUGUGUUCCCUUUCUACUAAUGAGGUUACUAGACGUUUAUUUCUGCCUGACAACAGUGAACAUAUAAUUGGCAUGAGCAUGCAACAAUUUAUUGUAGUUCCUGCAUGAUUCAUUUCCCUUCUCUCGUGGCUACUGCUGGCCUCUGCUGCUGUGUCUUUUCUUGACAGUCAUCUGUUCCCUCAUACAGCAGAACUGGCAACUCCUAGUCCAAAGAGGGCUCUUGGGCUUUCACUGUCUGCACACCAGGGAAAGGUUCAGCAGCUGCUAUGUGGUGUUGAAGGAAGGCUCAAGAUCGGCCAGACCUCUCCCUUCUGCUCAACCACAAGUGGCACUGCAACAUCCUGCCAGGCCAGGUGUUAGGAGAUGUUGUCCGUUCGUAGUUCAGAUCUGGAAAUAGUCUACUUAUAAAUCUGUUUUUAUGGAAAGAAACACUCCACCCUGUGAAAAAUGGUUUCAGAGGUUUAAGUAGAAUUUGUUUGUGUAUUGUACAUAAAAGUCGAUUCAUUUCCAUUAAUUGUAUCAGCAGUAAACUCCUCCUGAAACUGUGAUAUUGUGGCAAAUCCAUGUAAUAAACGUUUGUUAUUUUAUUUUA
Molecule: messenger RNA, 2209 nt
Organism: Podarcis muralis (Common wall lizard)
Lineage: Eukaryota; Metazoa; Chordata; Lepidosauria; Squamata; Lacertidae
Gene: SMIM3
Product: small integral membrane protein 3
Source: RefSeq, a predicted model, not a curated record